This is a messenger RNA of Onychostoma macrolepis, 3859 nucleotides long. RefSeq names its product PH domain containing endocytic trafficking adaptor 1 (gene pheta1). Gene Ontology annotation, cellular component: trans-Golgi network; recycling endosome; early endosome. Gene Ontology annotation, biological process: receptor recycling; retrograde transport, endosome to Golgi; endosome organization. The record is from RefSeq and is a predicted model, not a curated record. The transcript has 3 exons. The coding region runs from base 148 to 936 and encodes 262 amino acids. Lineage: Eukaryota; Metazoa; Chordata; Actinopteri; Cypriniformes; Cyprinidae.
AGGAAAACUGUCUGCUGGCGUCCAAUAACACGCUCAAAAGAUCAGAAAUGGGAUGGAGAUGUUUGGCAAGUGCUGGUGUUUUGAUUGACUGUUGGAAGCAGGCCACACGUGAAGGGUUCACAGAAAAGCUUUGAAAGAAAGACCAUUAUGAAGUUGAACGAGAGGAGUGUGGCGCAUUAUGCCACAUGCAACUCUCCUCCAGACAAGACAGGCUUCCUCUUUAAGAAAGGGGAACGGAACACGGCGUACCACCGCCGCUGGUUUAUUCUGAAAGGCAACAUGCUGUUCUACUUCGAGGAGAGAGAAAGCCGAGAGCCGAUUGGCGUCAUCGUCCUGGAAGGCUGUACGGUGGAGCUCUGCGAGUCUGAAUCCGAAGAGUUCGCCUUCGCCAUUAAAUUCGACUGUGUCAAAGCGAAGGCCUACAAGAUGGCCGCGGAGAACCAGGCCGCUAUGGAAUCGUGGGUCAAGGCUCUGUCACGAGCGAGUUUUGACUACAUGCGGCUGGUCGUGAAGGAGCUGGAGAGGCAGCUGGAGGAGGUACAAGAAGAAGCCAGAUCUUCACAAGCCAAAAGCAAGCCGAAGAAGCACCAGCCGCAAGUGCAAGGAGCAGCAAGCUUCCAACCCGCAACCUUUUCGCUUCAGAACGCCGCCAUUACGGGGCCUUCGCAGGAAGGGGUGUCUAGCAGAGAAAAUGGGGUGUCUUGGAGUAAACCCACCAGUGUGCCAAACGGUGUCAGCGAGGGCUGUGUCUGGGAAGGGGACUGUAGCGGGAGGGGGGAUGUAGUCAAACCACCUCCGGUUCCUCCGCGGAGGAAGACCAACGGUGGGUCACUCGAUAGCCCUGUUUCACCCGGCACAGGUUGCUUCUCCAAACUACACAACUGGUACGGCAAAGAGGUGGCUGAACUGAGAAUAGAAUGGCUGCAGAGCCAGUGAAUGAAAUCCACAAGAGACUCGAAAUAUACAUCCGCACACAAGACGUGCUUAGUGCAAUCUCGGUUAAAGACACAAUCGGUCAAAUUCAUCUAAAAACAAAGAGAGCAUUAGAAUAAUAAUCACUCGUCCACUGUUACUGAUUUUUUUAUUUCGUUAAACAAGACCAAGACAGUUUUUAAAGGAACAUUCUGUCAUUUACUCACCCUCAUGUCUUUCCAAACCUCUCUGGAAAAUCUAGUUUAAAACGUUUUUAAAUACAGGAAAGUACAGUAAAUCUAUGACAAAGUAAACAGCAGUAUUUACCUACAUAUAUUUUUUCUAAAGCAUUUUAAACGAAUAGUGCAAUAUUUUUAAAGCAAGUGCAGUGUUUCUCAUUGUUUUAAAAAAAAAAUGAAAGUAUGCUGAAAAUGUACAUCUAAGAUGUAGAUGUGUUUGUUUCUUCAUGGGAACAGAUUUGGAGAAAUGUAGCAAUACAUCACUUGCUCACCAAUGGAUCCUCUGCAGUGAAUGGGUGCCGUCAGAAUGAGAGUCCGAACAUCUGAUAAAACAUCACAAUAAUCCACACUAACAUCUUGUGAAGCUUAAAUGUUUGUAAGAAAAAAAUGAGUCCAUAAUCCAUAAUAAUGCUCCCCUGUUGCCCUCUCACAUCAAAAGCCACCAAUGCAUUGUUUUCACUUAAUGGUGCUUAAUCUGUGCAUAUUUCUCUCCUGAUUUGGACAAGAUGAAUUUUACUUGUUGAUUAUUGUGAUGUUUUAUCAGCUGUUUGGACUCUCAUUCUGACGGCACCCAUUCACUGCAGAGGUUCCAUUGGUGAGCAAGUGAUGGAAUGCUACAUUUUUCCAAAUCUGUUUGCACGAACAAACAUUUACAUCUUGGAUGGCCUGAGGGUGAGUAAUUUUUAAGCAAAUUUUCAUGUUUAGAUUAACCAUUCCUUUAAUACAAUGAAAAACAUUGCAUUUCCUUGAACUUUGUUGUAGGUUAACCUAAAUGUAUCAUUGAAUCAGUUUUGAAUUGAUUCAUUAGAACACAGUUUAAACCAAUGCACAAAAAUGAAUUAUGCAAUGUUUGCUACUUAAUUGAGAUGCUGUUAAAAUAAUUUUAACAUUCCUGUACUUAGCAGUUUGUGCGACAAGGAAGGUUUGAAAAACAAAUUUAAUGACACAGUCUUUAUGAAACUUAUUAGCAAAAAUAAAAUUUGCAUUAAAUCUUCAAUAAUCUCAGUAAUUACAGUGUUGCAUUGUUGAAUUAAAUAUAUUUAGCAAAGUCUACAGUGCUCUGUUCCAUUUUGAAAAAAAUAAAUGGACACAGGGUCUGUCCAGGUUAAAAAAUGACAAAAAAGCACCAUGAAAGUAUCAUAAAGCUAGUCUAAGUGACUUGUGUGCAAACAGUAGAUUUAGGAAAAGCCUAGCAUUUGUGUGUUUGCAUGUUUCUCGAGGUUUGACGUUAUGAUGCCAAACAUUGGUUCUCACAUCUCGUUGACAUUGGAAGACAUCACUUCCAUGAUGUGUCUUGAUGCACCUUGAUGCAAAAUUUUUGAGAUUCUAAGUGAAAAAUAAUCAUUUAAAAUUUGGCACACAAAGAUUUAUGACUUCAGAAUACUUCGAUUUGGUGCAUAGGUUGUAUGGACAACAUUUAUGGUGCUUUAAGUUAUUUUUGGAGCAUGACAGUCCCAGUCCCCAUUGUUUAAAAAAAAAGAAAAAAAGAAAGAGCAUUCUGGAUGUUCAGCCAAAUGUCGUCUUUUGUGUUCGUGGAAGCAAGAAAGUGAUACGUGUUUGGAACGACAUGAGACUGAGUAAAUGAUGAUGCUGUUUUCUUUUUCUUUUUCUUUUUGUUUAAACUGUUCCUAUAAAAUCUCACACUUAGAUCAUUUGGGGAUUUUCCUAGAACCUUGUGUUGAAGUGACUUGCCAUUUCCUUCUCAUUUGUAUUUUUAUUAUUAUUAUUUUUUUUAAUUGAGGUCUUACUUGCAUAACAUGAAUUUCCUCUUUCACAAUAUUUGUCUUGAUAAAAAGAAAAGCGGUACCAGUUCCGUGUUUUCAGAUUCACAGACACUUGAAUGUUAAGUAUUACAGUGCCAAAGCUGGUCUAUGGCAAUUUGUAAUCAUUUUACAAUAUAAAGUAGCAAAAAAAAAAAUAUUGCUUAACAGCACAAAAAGUAAGAUGUUUCCCAAGAUUUUUGGUGGUGUAUUUUAGGAUAUCUACAAUCCAACCUGCCAAAAACAUAAUUGCCAAAAUGAUUUCUAACUGUAAUAGUGUCUCAGACAAUGGACUUGUCUAACUAGCCAGCUAACAUGUAAACUUACAUUGAUGGAUCUUUUUUCUAAGCAGAUCUAAUACACAGUUAUUCAAUUUUAGGUUAAGCUUUGCUUUGCUUAAUCAUAUAUUAUCAUUCUAGCCAAUAAGCGUGUUAAUGCUUUGCCUUGCCUUUUAAAACUGACCAAUUAUAGUCAUCAUACUGUGACCAACAUUUAAUACGUUAAAGAAUAUAUACAGACAGCUUAUUAAUGGCUUUUGUAAAUGCAUUUUAAUGGUACAAAUUGUGUGCAAUCAUAUAAUCAUAUUUGGGGAGAUUUAACCUAUAGUGACUCUAAAUGGGAUACGUGGCUGGCCAACCGCAGUGCCUUCAGAUUUCAUCUAAAACACUGUGUUAGAUUCCACAAUGCCAAUACAAAAACACCAGCAAAUAAGAGAUGAAUGUGGAUUAACAGCUUGUGUAUUAACCAGGUACUGAUAGUAAAAUGACAACAACUGCAAUAAAGUUCACUUGUUGCUGAAAAGGUUGUAUUGCAAUAACCAGAUCCGAAUGUUUGGUCAAAACAGGCCUUGAAAAUUACAUUGUAUAGAAUAUUAAAUUUGAAGGAAACAAGAAUGUACGUUUAAUGUUUUCAAAUGAGUCAAAUAAAGAUGAGCGUCCUCAUAAAAUA